Messenger RNA from Cyprinus carpio (common carp), 830 nucleotides. It is a transcript of the gene dnajc30b, whose product is annotated as DnaJ heat shock protein family (Hsp40) member C30b. The record is from RefSeq and is a predicted model, not a curated record. Lineage: Eukaryota; Metazoa; Chordata; Actinopteri; Cypriniformes; Cyprinidae.
UUCAUAUCUUUGUUUUGCCGGAUGUGGGGUCUCUGGAGCUGCAGUGGUUAUGGCGGAGGUCGCCGGCUGUCUGAGGAACGGAGCACACAAACUCUCUGUCGUUAUAACACUACGGAGACGUUAUCAUCAUCUGUGCGCUCCUGACAGGACUCCCGGAGUGACCGAGCACACGCGGAACCGAGGCUACAGCAGCGGGCCGCGCGAGGACCCCGCUCCUCUGCACCGGAGCCCAACCGAGUACUACGACAUCCUGAGGGUCUCGCCGAGCGCCACGCCCGCGCAGAUCAAAAGCGCUUAUUACAAACAGUCCUUCAUCCAUCACCCGGACCGGAACCGGGACCGCAGCGAGGACGCGGCGCGGCUCUUCGCGCUCGUCGCCGAGGCCUACAGCGUGCUCGGGGACAGCGGCCUCCGGAGGAAGUACGACCGCGGGGUCCUCAACCGGACCGACGUGCAGAGCGCCGGGAGACCGUCACCCUCGCGCGCGUCCACGCCUCGGCGCGCGCCCUUCGACUUCGACGCGUUCUAUCAGGCGCACUACGGCGAGCAGCUGCAGAGAGAGCAGCAGAUGAGACGCAGGCGCGAGCAGACGCGGCAGCAGCAGCAGCACACGCUCCGAGCCUGGAGGAGGAUGAAGAUGAACGAGGUGACAGUGGCCCUGCUGCUGCUCUGCGGAGGCGGCAUCCUCAUCAGCCUGAGACCCUGACUCCUGACCCCUUCUGGAGAAGUGCAGCCAACUAACUGAAACACAGAGUCUAUUAUCAGCAGUUAAAACUGUACACUGUACAAUUUUGUGCAUCAUAUAAAAUGUAUCUGAUCCUGUACCAUAA